CACACGCCAACCUCUCCGACUUCACACUCCAUUACGGCUGUUAAGAAAGGCAAAGCAUGACUGUGGACUAUGGGAUGUGUGCACGUCGGCUGCUUCGAAGGUGUGUCGUCAUAUACCUGGUAUCGGUUACGCUCAUUCAAAGUAAAGAUGUCACCAUGGUGAUAGGAGAGGUGGGUGGGGCUGUGACCCUCCCCUGUAUCUCUGACCUCCAGAGACUCCCAAUCCACCUGUAUAUACAGAGACCUGACCCAGACGAGUUCAUUAAUGGCUACCAUAAGACGAGGGACUUACCAUCCCCUCACCCGGAUUAUGCAAACCGUACUCAAGUAGACCACACACAGGGAACGAUGAAGCUGUGGAGUAUACGGCUGUCAGAUGAGGGGCUGUACGAAUGCCACAUCGGAUACCCAACCAAGAACAACCAGGAGAACAUACAGCUCAAUGUGACAGCCAACUACAGCAUCCCCAAUGUAACAGUGGCCUGUGACAACGGCAGAUGCUUGGUGACAUGUUCCUCCGACAACGGUUACCCUCGUAGGGAUGUUGAGUGGAGCCUGAACCCUCCUCUUAACCAGAGCACCUGGGGAGCAGUGAACAGCAGUGAAGUGAGAGACCCGGCUUCUAUGCUGUUCUCUGUCUUCAGUUCCAUAUCCGUCAACUGCUCCUCCGGACUCCGGCUGAACCUCAGCUGUGCUGUAGGGGGCGCCCUCUCACAGGAACACACUGUCUGCAGGCCUCCUGAUAUCUCUGUUGUCUCUGUGAUCUCUGCUGUCUCUGUGAUCGCUGCUGUUCUGCUGUGUUUCCUGGUUCUGGUAUCUAACAGCAAGAAAAAGAAGGCUCACACAGCCAGAGGUACUCAAGGAGGGAAGGGAGCAGCAAGUUCAGAUGAAAAUGUACAGCUGACCUGAAGGAACCCAGAAACUUGAACAUUUGGAAGGCAGAAUGUGGAAGGUUCUAUCAUUUGAUAUGAUAAUUAUAAAUCUGAACUCAUUGGAUACUGCCUUCUAAUGGGACAUGGUAAAGGGGUUGCUGAGGUGACCUAACCAUUGCCUGGACUUGUUGCUGUUGGAAACUAUGUUAGCUUUCCUCUACACGCUGGAUGGUAAGCUGGAGUUCAGGGGUGUUUUCACGGUGUUGAGGAAGACUGACAAUUGUAUAAAUAUUUAAAUAGUAUGUUCAAGUGACUGAGUUCCACAGAAGAACCAAUGAAAACUAGAAGUGCAAUGACUGUCCUCAAUGUGUGCACUAAACCAGGGUAUGUAGGGUAUGUAGUAUCCAAGGCAAUAUAUCUUGUAUUUGUAUUGUGUUUGUAUUAGGACUAGAGACAUGCACUGCACUUUAGAGAAGUGUACACUUAUCAGGGAUUGACUGUAUUCAACUGACUGAUGAAUACUGGAAGUGAAUACAGGAAGUGAAUACAGGAAGUGAAUGUGUCUGUCCGUAGUAGAUCUUAUUUCAGAUCCAAUACCAGCCUCUCCCACUAGGUCCGAGUCCACCCCACAUACUCCACAUUUCUUUUUUAAACGGGGCAGAUGAGCAUACAUGCGCUGUUCUUCUAUCGCACGUGAAAUGAUGUCAAAGGGGGAAAAAAACUGUGUUCUUUGUUUGAAGUAACGCCUUUGUUGUUGUAAUAUCGCAAAUGGACGUGGCAGUUUUACCUCUAGAAUUCCAGAUUUAAGGACUUACAGGUGCUGGUUUUUCAGUGUUUGUGGGCUGAAGACGAAUGCUGAACGUGUGUAACAAUGUGUCUUGAUUCUUUUUGGAAUUAUUUUCAAAACAUUUUUGCAUGUAAAUAUAUGAAAUAUGUUGUUCUCGUGUAAGGUAAUCUUGAGGGCACAUAAUAUUUGUAUUAUUUUAUAUAAGUUAUGAAUAAGUUAUUAAUGUUAAAUUAUGUCUUUCAACUUUUUAAUAGCUAUUAAAAAUGGUCUACUUUGCUAUAAAUAAGUGGUGGAGCUGUUGACAACACCUUUUGUAGGACUGUGGAUCAAUUCUGUUAGGAACUCAGUCGGGGGCUUAAUUGACUGUUUAAAGUUAGAAUAGUAGACUACACGAGGUUACAUUUCAAAAUUGAGUUUUGAAUCUGCAUCUUUUCCCAAUAAA
Messenger RNA from Salvelinus namaycush (lake trout), 2100 nucleotides. RefSeq names its product T-lymphocyte activation antigen CD80-like. Gene Ontology annotation, biological process: T cell costimulation; positive regulation of T cell proliferation; immune response. Gene Ontology annotation, cellular component: external side of plasma membrane. The transcript is spliced from 8 exons. The record is from RefSeq and is a predicted model, not a curated record. The coding region runs from base 57 to 908 and encodes 283 amino acids. Lineage: Eukaryota; Metazoa; Chordata; Actinopteri; Salmoniformes; Salmonidae.